This is a messenger RNA of Daucus carota subsp. sativus, 951 nucleotides long. RefSeq lists its product as uncharacterized. The transcript has a single exon. NCBI's taxonomy places the organism in Eukaryota, Viridiplantae, Streptophyta, Magnoliopsida, Apiales, Apiaceae. The record is from RefSeq and is a predicted model, not a curated record. Bases 1 to 951 code for a protein of 316 amino acids.
AUGUCUUCUGCACUAUCACUCUGUAGCAUUCUUGAUGCUAACAAGUUGACUGGUCCCAAUUUUGCUGAUUGGCUUCGUAACUUGAGAAUUGUUCUCAAGUCUGAGAAGUUGGACCAUGUGAUUAACUCACCACUGCCUAAGGCCCCUGUUGAUGAUGCACCUUAUGAUGAGCAUCAAGCUCAUCGCUCGUGGAUGGAUGAGGCAAAUGUUGCCCAGUGUAUUAUGUUGGCCUCCAUGAACUCUGAGCUUCAGAAGCAACAUGAGUACAUGGAUGCUUACACUAUACUGAUUCAUCUACAAGAGUUGUAUCAUGUUGAGGGGAGGACAGCUCGAUAUGAGAUAUCGAAAGAGCUGUUCCGUUGUAAAAUGGCAGAGGGGACAUCUGUGAAUGACCAUGUGCUCAAGAUGAUCAAUUUGAUUGAACGUUUAGGACAACUUGGUUUUGUCAUGGAUGGGGAGCUAAGCCAAGACUUGGUCUUGCAAUCGCUUCCUGAUUCGUUCUCGCAGUUUGUUGUGAACUUUCACAUGAAUAAGAUGGAUGUUAGCUUGCCUGAACUCCAUAACAUGUUGAAAACUGCUGAGUCGAGUUUCCCUUCCAAGAAGAGUUCUGUUCUUCUUAUUGGUGAGGGUUCUACUUCCAAGAAAAGGAAGAGGGCCCCUCCCAAGAAAAAGAAGAAAGGUGGUGAGAAUAAGACUAAUCCAGCGAAGGCCAAGGUUGACCCCAAAAGCACAGCUGUUUGCUUUCACUGUAACAAAUCUGAAGCCUUUGAAAAGUUCAAAGAAUAUAAGAAUGAAGUAGAGAAACAAACCAAACGUAGUAUUAAAACUCUUCGAUCAGAUCGAGGUGGUGAAUACUUACUUGAAUGGAGAGUUUCUAGAUUAUCUCAAAGAAAAUGGUAUAGUCUCUCAGUGGACUCCUCCAUAUACUCCACAGUUAAAUGGGGUAUCUGA